GGAAAUUUGAUGGAGAAUAAGUAAGAUGUUUCUCUGAAAACGUUUAGUGACUGUCCAUCUAGGAUAAGGCGCGCAAAGUGCAUUGUGUGUGUCGAGUUGGAAUGAACCAGCUUUAGAAACGACUUUGACUUGAAAUAUUCGUUAAAACCAACUUCUUCCCCUUUUCUUGUUUCUUCCUUUUUUAAAAAGGAACUUAAGUUUCGAUUUGGCAAUUACUUGGUAGGGGCUCAGUCAUCAAAUCAGAACCAUUUGUUUUAAACAGCGGGAGAAAAUGAGACUUCGCAAUUUAUGUAGAGGAUAGACUGGUUCCUGUAUUUUCCACUUCGGUUUUAGUCAACUGAAACAAAUCUGAACAACAGAAUUCUUCUUUUCAACAUUUAACAAACUUGCCCAACUAUGGGCUUCUCGCGGACUUGUUUAUCCUGAAGGUCUGACUGAGUUCGAGAGAUGAACUGGGGACAACUGCACCUGAUCCUGGGAGGCGUCAACAGACACUCCACUAGCAUCGGGAAAAUCUGGCUGUCUGUGAUCUUCGUUUUCAGAAUCAUGAUUCUGGUGGUAGCGGCCGAGAGUGUCUGGGGAGACGAGCAGUCCGAUUUUGUCUGCAAUACUCUGCAGCCCGGCUGCAAGAACGUGUGCUAUGAUCAGUUUUUCCCUAUGUCUCACAUCCGACUCUGGUGUCUGCAAGUGAUCUUUAUCUCCACCCCUGCCCUCCUGGUGUCGCUGCACGUUGCCUAUAAACAGCACGAAGAGAAGAAAUGCAUGGAGAAACGGCAGGGCUUCCUGAAGCAGGAGGAAGUGGAUGCCCUGAGGAAGCAGAAAAUGCGGAUUGUUGGUGCUUUCUGGUGGACCUAUGUCACCAGCAUCAUCUUUCGCAUCCUGUUCGAGACGGUUUUCACUUACAUGCUGUACUUCCUCUACGGUGGCUUUCAGAUGGCCCGGCUGGUGAAGUGUAGCGCCUCCCCCUGUCCCAAUACCGUGGACUGCUUCAUUUCUAGACCCACCGAGAAGACUGUGUUCAUCAUCUUCAUGACGGUGGUGUCCGGGGUCUGCGGCCUCCUGAAUGUGGCCGAGCUGUUCUAUUUGUUGGUGAAAGCUUGUGUGAGGCAGUCCCGCCGCACGCACCACCCCCACCACGUCUCCAGGAGCAGAGAGCACCAACAAAACGAAAUGAACGAACUCCUGUCCGUUGACGCCAAACACAAGAUGGCCAUGGAGCUGAACAAAACAUCCUGAGUGGGCAGCUCUGUUUUUGCACCGUGACUUCUCAAACAUUGUAUCGUGGUAAACUGUGACCGAUGUUUUCCAGUUGAACGUUUUCCCCUUUCUAUCAAUUUUCAGCCGACACUUUUUUUAAAAGAGCAGGAAGUUUAGCCCAAACGCACAAUUUGCACUAAUUAGCCACACUUCGUGAUUGUUGCGCUCCCGAAGCUGUCAGCUAUUAAUUCACCCUAAGUAGUGAACAGUGAAACCAGCUGCAGUUCAAUUGGAUUCUUCCCCCCCCCCCCCUCAGUGGCUAUCACUGCCAGUGGAUUAACUCUACCAAAUGCACCUCCACAACUGUUACAGUAGUUAACUGUUGCCACUUAGCGUUGUGUCCGUGAAGUGUUUAAUAUUGUAUCAAACGCGCUGCCCAGUGUCAAUAUUUGUUACGAAGAAUUUUUUGCCUGUGAGCACCGGGUGGCGCGCGCUGCUACGAAUUCGCAGCUUUCUGUACUUUUUUAAAGCAAUAAAAUCGUUUAAUAGUA
This is a messenger RNA of Stegostoma tigrinum, 1748 nucleotides long. RefSeq names its product gap junction protein beta 8 (gene gjb8). Gene Ontology annotation, biological process: cell communication. The record is from RefSeq and is a predicted model, not a curated record. Bases 448 to 1236 code for a protein of 262 amino acids. NCBI's taxonomy places the organism in Eukaryota, Metazoa, Chordata, Chondrichthyes, Orectolobiformes, Stegostomatidae. The transcript is spliced from 2 exons. Gene Ontology annotation, cellular component: connexin complex.